This is a messenger RNA of Gracilinanus agilis (Agile Gracile Mouse Opossum), 864 nucleotides long. It is a transcript of the gene TMEM156, whose product is annotated as transmembrane protein 156. The record is from RefSeq and is a predicted model, not a curated record. Lineage: Eukaryota; Metazoa; Chordata; Mammalia; Didelphimorphia; Didelphidae. The transcript is spliced from 6 exons. Bases 1 to 864 code for a protein of 287 amino acids.
AUGGCAGCCAAAUCCCAGCAGAUAAAUGGCCAAAAGGGAAAUAUUGUGGAACUCUCCUGUUUUGAUCUUAGUUCACUAAAUAACUUCACUUAUCCACUCCGGGAAUUCAAUAUUUCUUUUGUGAGCUUCCUACAACAAGAAAGGGAACAUGAAGUUAUUAUUCUGGGAAUUUCUGCAGACCACUUCCACUUUCAUAAUAUGUCCCAGGUCUGUCCAUUAACCCCAGGUGAAUUACAGCUGUAUUCUUCAUGUUUGGUCUGUGAAUCCAAAGGAACUCUGGACCUUUUUCAUCAGGAAUUAACAACAAAAGCUUCCCUAAUGAAUGAGUCCAUAGAAAUGAAAGUCAAGCAUUUUCCUCCACUUCCCGUCCUUUUCAACGUCACUGCGGUUCCGGUCGUGGAAGACCCGGGAAGACGUGCUGCUGCUACCUGUUUACUGAAACUCCGUAUUAGAAGCUCAAGCACCAGGAAAGACUCGGCGAUGGGAAGAAGUGUGCAAAGUCUGAACAGCUGCCAUCAGGUUUCUCUGCAACUUGAAAUGGAGAUAGGACAUUCUAUUUGUACCAUGAAGAUCACCUGGUAUGUUUUAGUUCUUUCAGUUUUCAUAUUUCUGAUCAUCUUCAUUGUUCACAAAAUAUUCCAAGAAAAAAGAAGAGUUUCAAUUUGGAAGAAUCAGACGUACAAAUCUGCCUCCACUCUCUUAAAAGGAAAUGAUUCUGAGAAACGAAGAGGAGUGCUAAAUACCGAAGUGGUUUCAGGAGCCACCAAGGAGAGAAGGCCCUCCGCUUUUACAGGGGUAACAGAAAGACUUCCUCCCAUUUCAGAACUAGAACAUUUUUCUACCGUGAAUGGGGAAGAUCAAUAA